AUGAUACAGGAGCUCACCCAUCGGUUUUCCGAUGUGGGAGAAGAGCUUAUGUCAGGCAUUCAAGCCUGCAACCCAACCACAGCGACCUUUCUCUCCGAAGAUGCUCUCAAAAGCCUCGCUAGCCACUAUAAAAUCCAACUGAAGUCAGAAGAACUCCUGGUGGCUAAACAUUUCUCCAAGAGAAGGCUGGAGAAAGAGAAAGUCCCUCACAUAGCCACUGUGUUCCAGAUGCUUGACAGUGACAUGUUUCCCACCCUGAAGGCUGUCCUCCAAAUUGCCUUGACAAUUCCGAUUGACAGCUUUGAGCAGUUCUCUACCGUUAAACAACCUACCGGCUUGACCAGCUACCCAUCUACCUUACUCAUCUACCUUCUUCACCACCACUAUCUUCACCACCUACUCAUUCACCACCCAGCUUUAUCUCGUGACCAGUUACAAUGCCACGUGGUAAAUCGUCCCGCCGUUCCCAGGCUGCAAAGCUACGCGCGGCUGGGAGCCGUGUGGGACAUCAGCGGCCUGGCAAUGCCAGAUUCGCACGCAGCCACUGGCGGUACAGGUGACCGCCAUAGAGUGCGGAAAUGGCCAAUUUCGUCCCUGACCGGACGACAACACAAAUUGGUCGUACCAGCCGAGUCUCCAGACAAGGAAUUUGUCCUCCUUGUUGGAGCUUCACAUCUCCGUUCCAUCGUCGAUGGAAUUGUGAAGAUGCCAGAGGGAAGGUUUUCCUUUGGUGCCAUGUCCACACCGGGGGCAUGCGCAACCCAGCUGCGAACCGAGGCAGCCAAUGCUGUGCUGCCUAGGACACCAGAUGCAGUCUGUGUGAUGGCUCCCAGCAACAACCUGACAUCCAGCAGGACCAUCACUGAAGCAGGAGAGGAUUUUGCAAAGCUCCUUGCGACUGCCUGCAGUCGCUGGCCUAACCUAAGCUUGUUUUUUAUUGUUUUUGCCUUGGACUUCCCCCCGCGCCUUACCGUUGACCCUGACUACCAAGACAUGAUGCGUCAGGAAUUUCGUCGUGUUGCGGCACGUAUGGGUAUGUUUAACAAAUAUUUAGGUUCAAGUACCGUGCACUUGAGUGACAGUGCGGGAAUGCCAAUCCUGGUCGGUUCGAUCUGGAACGCAGCAUAUAUGCAACUUGUUCCAGCCGAGCCGACGCCAUCUCCUGUUGUCCACAGAAGAUCACCGCCUGCGAGGAGAGUCACUCCAAGGGUGAUUGUCAAAGGAGAGGUUGCCAAAUCACCGCAACUGGAUCCUUCCAAGUGGACUGUUAUCGGCCAGGGCAGGAAGAGGAGCCAACACGAUGAACCUGAGCAGUCCAUUGAUGCACUUGAACAAGCAGGGACUGUUCAGCAGGAGGAAUUGGAGGAGAGUUAUCUUCCACUGACACCUGUGUGGUUCAGCAGUGCAAUGUUGGUUGAGAUGGACAAAAUUAGUCCAUCCCAUCUUCCUGGCCCUGAUGAGUGCACACCACCGGUUCCAAAACGGCAAAAGAAAGCAAAGAUGGAGCUGAAGCAGAGGGCUCCUGCCUCCACGAGGACCCUGGCAAUGCGACAGGGGGAGGCAGCUCCCAUGGUUGUGGAGGUGAUUUUACGGCCACCUACCAGUAGAGGGACAGUUGCUGUGGAGCAGCAGGUCUGUGCUCUUUGUGUGAAGGAUGUGCUUUCAGAGUGA
Molecule: messenger RNA, 1671 nt
Organism: Gymnodraco acuticeps
Lineage: Eukaryota; Metazoa; Chordata; Actinopteri; Perciformes; Bathydraconidae
Exons: 13
Coding region: 1-1671 (556 amino acids)
Source: RefSeq, a predicted model, not a curated record